UUUAUAUAUUAGCAACUUAGCCAAUGGAGGCAGUUAACCGGAAAAAAGUGCAAGUUGCCGUGAAAAAACACUAAUGUCAGCCAACACUGUGUAAGGUAGGGAAAUUAAAGUGGAAAACUUUUUCCGUUCCUCUGGUUAGUAUCGUCGUGUGAGAGUAAGAUCAAAGGUGCAGUUGCGAACCCAGAAUUCAGCUCACUGAUUGGCUGCUGAUGGAUGAAGUCAACCUACACAGCAGGUUCCUGAACUGGCGUAGGAGGGCUCGGGUGGUCCGUGCCCCGCCCGUUCAGGAACGCUACGAGAGGAUACAGAAGGAGGGGGACACUCUGAGAUACCAUGAGAACGCUGAUAAAGUUGGGUGCUAUGUGGCUGCCCGGCCACUUUCUAAGGAGAACCGCUACUUUGAGGUGACCAUACUGGACGCAGGAGUGCGGGGGACGAUCGCGGUGGGCCUGGUGCCGCAGCACUACCAGCUGGACCAGCAGCCCGGCUGGCUCCCUCACUCCAUCGCCUACCACGCCGACGACGGCAGGUUGUACAACGGGGACGGGAGGGGUCAGCAGUUUGGUCCCAAGUGUAAACGUGGCGACCGGAUCGGCUGCGGGGUUUACCUGGAGAGGGCGGAGGCGGGCCUGGUCACCGUCUUCUUCACCAGGAACGGCAAUGAGGUGGGCUCCGUGCUGGUGCCUCAGGCUCUAGACAGGCUCUACCCUGCAGUUGGGAUGCACUCUCUGGGGGAGGAGGUGAGGCUGGACCUGGAGGCGGAAUGGGAGGGCGUGGCUGAAGAAGACAGCGCCAUGGUGGUGGACAGCGGGGAGGAAGACUGGGUCCGACUGCACGACGUCUGCAUUCGCGGCACGCUGUUGGAGUACACAGGGAAGGGGAAGAGUAUAAUGGACGUGGGCCUGGCCCAGGCGCGGGCUCCUCUUAGCACGCGCUCUCACUACUUCGAGGUGGAGAUCGUGGAUUCCGGAGAAAAGUGUUACAUUGCCCUGGGUCUGGCGCGGAGGGAUUACCCUAAAAACAGACACCCAGGGUGGAGUCGAGGAUCGGUGGCCUACCAUGCGGACGACGGGAAGGUUUUCAACGGCAACGGGGAGGGGGACCCCUUUGGCCCCCGCUGUUUCGAGGGGGACAUCAUGGGCUGCGGGAUCCUGUUCCCCCGGGACUACAUCCAGGAUGGCGACGAUGACGGCGAUGAUAUGGACUCCUUCGAGAUGCAGAAUAUUCUCUACCUGAAUGAUGAAGAUGAGGAAGAGGACAGAGAGGACAAAGAGGAGAUGGAGCCGGAGAGUGAGGCCAGGAAGGUUAUGGUGUUCUUCACCCGAAACGGGCAGGUGAUGGGGAAGCGGGAGGUGGGGGUGCCGGUGGGGGGGCUGUACCCCACCAUCGGCAUGCUGAGCAGCGGCGAGAGGGUCAAGGUGGACCUGCACCCCCUGAGCGGCUGAGGAGGGAUGUAGACACGCC
Messenger RNA from Anguilla rostrata (American eel), 1464 nucleotides. RefSeq names its product SPRY domain-containing protein 3-like. The coding region runs from base 210 to 1445 and encodes 411 amino acids. The transcript has 12 exons. NCBI's taxonomy places the organism in Eukaryota, Metazoa, Chordata, Actinopteri, Anguilliformes, Anguillidae. Gene Ontology annotation, molecular function: protein binding. The record is from RefSeq and is a predicted model, not a curated record.